This is a messenger RNA of Volvox carteri f. nagariensis, 3195 nucleotides long. RefSeq lists its product as uncharacterized. Gene Ontology annotation, biological process: positive regulation of transcription by RNA polymerase I; rRNA processing. The transcript is spliced from 12 exons. Gene Ontology annotation, cellular component: nucleolus. Gene Ontology annotation, molecular function: protein binding. Lineage: Eukaryota; Viridiplantae; Chlorophyta; Chlorophyceae; Chlamydomonadales; Volvocaceae. The annotation marks the transcript as partial. The record is from RefSeq and is a predicted model, not a curated record.
GGUCAUGUGUACGGCUUCGACAUCAUGUCUGGCGCGUGUUUGUCGUCGUACACUGGCCUGUACACACAGCCCGUUACCAGUUGCGUGUUCGUACCAGAAUCCGACUUGUUGUACACAACCGCCAUGGACACGUGCGCCGUGCUGGAUGCCCACGACCAGCACCGCCCCGACAAGUCCGUGAUGGUCACCAUGCCCCAGCUCUCAUCGCAGCACCUGCUGGCCACCGUAGUCUCGCUAACCGCCGCACGACUGUUCGUACUGCUGGCGGAUGGUGCCGUACAUGUGUGGCAGCUUCACCUGAGGAGACCGCCUUCGUUUCUGGCCGCCUGGACGCACCUCUCCCGGGAGUCCGGUGUAUCCUUGUCGUACAUUGACGGCGGCGUGCUGUCUACCCAGGUCUCCAGCCGUAUGGCCCUGCCGUACGACCACGUGACGGGUUUUACCCACGACCACCUGGCUAUUGGAACCGCCAGUGGGGACUGUGUGCUCGUAGACGUUACCAGGCGAGUGCUCGGCCACAUCAGUUUCCGCUUCCCGGCCUACAAGCACCAGCCGCUGCAGAUCCUGGCUCCGGAUCUGGAUCGCGGGAUCCUGGUCACCGUCAGUCGUACGACAAUCAAGAUCUGGACCCUGCACGACAUGCGGUGUAUGCAUGAACUGUGCACCAGUCGACCGGUAACCCGACUAGAGCUCUUGGAGGGUCGUGCCGUACUCGGUACGGUAAGUGGUUCCGUACACGUCAUGGAAUUGAGUUCCGGUGCCUCCAACGCCGCCUCCGUCACCGUCGACCACAUGGACGCCGUGACGGGGCUGGGGCCUUCCGUGUAUUUGCAACACGUGGUGACUGGGAGCAAGGACUCGCACAUUAAGAUUUUUGACCGGGACAAGCGCUUUAAGCGGUCCAUUUACGUUGGGGCGCCCGUCGCCGCCGUCACGUACCUCAACGACCGGGGGGAUAUCCUGGCAGCCAUGGGGACACGGCUGGUGGUCGUACGAGCAGAAAAGUACGACAGGCUGCCGUCAGCGCCCAAGAGCCGCCUUCAACGACUGAGCCGCUGCAAGGUACCCUUACAGGCGUAUGCGGCCUGGGUGGCGGAGGAAGGCGGCGCGGGGCCCGAUGGCAGCGGCAGCAGCCCGCCCGCCGCCGGCGGCGCUGGCGCUGGCGGCAAUGCCAUUUCGCGUCGCCGUACACCGCCGCUGCGGCGGCUGCGAUCCUUUAACCUCAAUGACAGUCAGCACGGCGGCGGCGGCAGCGCCGGUAGCGGCAUGAGCGGCCUUGGCGGCGGCGGGAGGGUUACGAGCUCACGGCCGACGUCGCAGGCUGGUGUUGGAGGUGGCGGUGGUGGCGGCGGCCAGGCGCUGGCGCAGCGGCCGCAGUCGCGGGGCGCAGCAGCGGCGGCGGCGGCGGCGGCGGCUGGCGGCGGCGGCGCAAGCUUGCCGGCGGCCUCUCUUGUGGCUGUUGCGGUGGCCGCUGCUGCCGACUCCCGUCCUAGCAGUGUGCGCAAGGGGGUGCUAAAGACGGCGGAUACCGAGGGGUCCCAGGUACCACCCCCGGAUGCUCACCCACCGCCACCACCACCUCUACUACUACGGCCACCACCACCACUACCGCCACUAACACCGCCAAUAACCCAACACACGGCAGUUUCUGGACCCCCAACACCGCCACUACCACCACCGCCGCCACCAGCACUGGCGGCCGCCAGCAGCGCCGCAAGCGGUGCUGGCGGCGUCGGCGGCGAGGACAGCACGUACGGCAACGGUGGCGGUGGCGGCGGCGACAGCGCUGCCGGCGACCAGGUGACCAAGUCUGAAGACGAGGAGGAGGGGCGACUGAUUACGCGGGAGAUCUACCCGCUCAAAUUCAAAUACAACUUGCACAAGGAAAAGGGAAAGCAACGCAACGGCUGGGGCCCAGCAGCAAACCACAACUGCCACAACGGCCGAUGCAACUACCUCAACGGCCAACCGCAGCGGCAGUACUCCGAAAACGGUUCGACCUCCUUCAAUGGCUCCGAAACCACUGAGGCCCCAGUAAUCAUUGCCGCUGGCCUGUCGUCCCGGUUCCGCCGUACACUGCCCGUCAUCGCCUCUCCAUCGGCCUUCUUCGACGGGCACAUCCCGCCGGAAGCGCUGAUGCCGACGACGGCGACGAAAUCUGCCGCCGCUGCCGCCGCCGCUGCCAACGGACACGACAGGAAAGCAUCUGCCGCCGUCGCUGCCGCCGUCGCCGGCGGCGGCAGUGGACCCGGGCAACGAACGCCAAGAGCAAAGCGGGAAAGUAUUGACAGUGCGGCGGCGACGACGGGGGGGACUUUAUUGGGGGAUGGUGUACGGCGGUCGGGAGACGGCGGCGAGGUUGGAACCGGCGCGGCGGCGGGUACGGCACCCGGGGCGACGGAGCGGAAGGAGCGGAAAGCGGGUGACGGCGAUGGGAAGAAGAGGAGGAAGAAGAAGAAGAAAAAGAAGCGGCGGCGGCGGGCGGCACCUGGGGAUCAGGACCUUGUGGAGGAGCUGAAGGCCCGACUGGAUUACGAGAUACGUGCGGAAGUGAAGGCGUUUGAGAAGCACCAGACUGUGCAGCGACUGGCCAGGGCCACCUUCCUGCCGAGGUUGGGCGGGCCCGUGGUGGCGGCGACGGCGGCGGCGGCAGCGGCGGCCAGUCGUGCAGCCCUCACCGCCCCCGUCAUGCCGGGGGGCAGCCGGGGGGGGACGGAGCCGGGCAUGGGGGGUGCUGCAGCCGCAGGCGGCGGCGGCGGCGGCGGCCGCAACUCCGACUCGGGCGGCACGGCGGCAGCGCCGCCGCUGCCGGAUGUGACGCCAGCACCAGCGGCACCAGCACCAGCACCAGCGGCGUCGGUGGCUGCAGUGGGGCAGCUUCCACGUCCCGUGCUUAUGCCGCAGGUGUCCGGUGGACCCUCGUUUAAGGCGUUAUUGAAGGGUUUGGGUGUGCGUGGGUCUGUGGGUGACAUGGCUCGAUUCAUGAAGGACCCCUCGCGGUUUGUGGUGGCGCAGGAGCAGGGCGCGGCGGCUGCUGGCCACGGGGGCGGGGCGGGAGGUGUUGUUAAGGCGGCUGGCGGGUCACCUCGCAAGGAGGGGGAUCAGCGACAGCGAGGGGGCAGAUCGCAGGGAGUCGAGCAGCGGACGGCGGGAGCUGGGCAUCGUGGCCGCCUGGCGGUCCUCCUCCUUUGGUAG